This is a messenger RNA of Erigeron canadensis, 2164 nucleotides long. Its product is annotated as beta-fructofuranosidase, soluble isoenzyme I-like. The coding region runs from base 148 to 2031 and encodes 627 amino acids. Gene Ontology annotation, biological process: carbohydrate metabolic process. Gene Ontology annotation, molecular function: hydrolase activity, hydrolyzing O-glycosyl compounds. Lineage: Eukaryota; Viridiplantae; Streptophyta; Magnoliopsida; Asterales; Asteraceae. The transcript is spliced from 7 exons. The record is from RefSeq and is a predicted model, not a curated record.
CUAGUUUGAUUUAUCGCUAAAGGUUAAAUUUUAACCAUUUAAAAAACCCCCAACAAUAAUCAUUAUACACGUAGCCAACUUUAGUGAGGAAAUAAACAGAGUAACUGAGAUCACUCACUCACUCACCCAGGCCAGUUCUCUCAAACCAUGAAAACAACCCAACAGUACUCCGAACCCAACUUUAGUGACCUUGAGCAUGCACCCAACCACACUCAUGUCACUCCAUUACUAAACCAGACCAAACCACCACUAGCUGAUGCCAUAAGAAAGCAGUUGUUCAUCAGGGUUCUGUCUGUUAUCACAUUGGUUUCUCUGUUUUUUGUUUCUGCUUUUGUACUCAUUGCCAUCAGCCAACCGGAUUCCAGUGCCACAGUCAGCAAUUCAGCACCGGAGGAGGUGGAUAAACCUUCUCUGCAGCAUUCGCAAUCUGAUCGGUUAAAAUGGGAAAGAACUGCUUUCCAUUUUCAGCCUGCCAAAAAUUUCAUCUACGAUCCUAAUGGUCCAUUAUUUCACAUGGGUUGGUACCAUCUUUUCUAUCAAUACAAUCCUUACGGGCCUGUUUGGGGCAAUAUGUCAUGGGGUCACGCCGUGUCCAAAGACAUGAUCAAUUGGUUUGAGCUUCCAGUUGCUCUGGUCCCAACUAAAUGGUAUGACAUUGAAGGGGUUUUAUCCGGAUCCACCACAGUCCUUCCCAACGGGCAGAUCUUUGCAUUGUACACGGGCAAUGCUGAAGAUUUCUCCCAAUUACAAUGCAAGGCUGUCCCUGUCAACACAUCUGACCCACUUCUUGUUGAAUGGGUCAAACACGAAGAUAACCCAAUCCUAUAUACUCCACCAGGGAUUGGGUUAAAAGACUACAGGGACCCAUCAACAGUUUGGACAGGUCCCGACGGAAGGCAUAGGAUGAUCAUGGGAACUAAACGAGGCAGUACCGGAAUGGUACUAGUUUACUAUACCACAGAUUUCACUAACUAUGAAUUAUCGGACGAGCCCUUGCACUCAGUCCCAAAUACGGAUAUGUGGGAAUGUGUCGACUUUUACCCUGUUUCAUUAACAAAUGAUAGUGCACUUGAUAUGGCGGCCUAUGGGUCGGGUAUCAAACAUGUGAUAAAAGAAAGUUGGGAGGGACAUGGAAUGGAUUGGUAUUCAAUUGGGACCUAUGAUGCAAAAACUGAUAAAUGGACCCCUGAUAACCCCGAAUUAGACGUGGGUAUUGGGUAUAGAUGUGAUUAUGGAAGGUUCUUUGCAUCAAAGAGUCUUUAUGACCCGUUGAAGAAAAGAAGGGUCACUUGGGGUUACGUUGGAGAAUCAGAUAGCGCGGACCAGGACCUCUCUAGAGGAUGGGCUACCAUUUAUAAUGUUGGAAGAACAGUGGUUCUAGAUAGAAAGACCGGAACCCAUCUACUUCAUUGGCCAGUAGAGGAAAUUGAGACUUUGAGAUCCAAUGUUCGUGAAUUCGAGAUUGAACUUAAGCCAGGUUCAAUCAUUCCACUCGAAAUAGGCUCAGCCACUCAGUUAGACAUAAUUGCGACAUUUGAGGUGGAUGAAGAUGCGUUAAAAGCUACAAGUGAAACCAAUGAUGGAUACAGCUGCACCACAAGCUCGGGUGCAGCUGAAAGGGGAAGAUUGGGACCAUUUGGGGUUGCGGUUCUUGCAGAUGAAACCCUUUCAGAGUUAACUCCCGUGUAUUUCUACGUAGCUAAAAAUAGCAAUGGAGGUGUAACAACACAUUUUUGUACCGAUAAGCUAAGGUCAACACUGGAUUAUGAUGGCGAGAGAGUGGUGUACGGGAGCACUGUCCCCGUGCUUGAUGAUGAAAAACCGACGAUGAGGAUAUUGGUUGAUCAUUCGGUAGUAGAGGGGUUUGCACAAGGAGGAAGGACGGUAAUAACAUCGAGGGUCUAUCCCACAAAGGCAAUCUACGAAGGCGCCAAGCUCUUCUUGUUCAACAACGCAACAGGAACCAGCGUAAAGGCUUCUCUCAAGAUUUGGCAAAUGGCUAGUGUCCAAGUUCAGCCUUACCCAUUUUAAUUAAUCCUUAUUAAAUCUUAUCUGCCUACUAUUUUUACUAUGAUUACUUGUAAUGUAUUCUACGAGUAUUUCGUUACUAGUGAUAUUGUAUUCUAGUAUUCAGCUUUUGAGUAAUAACAGAAGUUUUGAUGUA